UCAUACAUUAUCUGUGAAGGUGCGAUAUGCAUAUUCUAUAAAAUUUUGCGAAUGUGGGCGCGCGGUAGUUUAAUACUAGGCUGAUUAUUUGAAGUAUUGCGUUAUAUGCAGUCCAGACGCUCUCACAGUAUCACGGUAAUCUUUAUGAACAGACAGAUUCAACAUAGUAUGAGUAGACAGCAUAAUUAAUAAUUGACGUCAUGGUGCGGAAAGUCGACAUCAAAUCGAUUGUGUUAGAGACAGAUGAGCUAAAUAUCUUGGAGAGAAAAAAGGUUAACUGUAAUGUAAAGAUCUGUGAUGUGAUUGGAUGCCACUCAUGUGAAAAACCCACCGGGUUCCUGUCCAGUCUGUUUUCACUACCCCCGAACAUUGUCAUCCGGUACAUUUCCAAAGGACCAAAGUACAAAUGGACAGUUGAGACUGUGGAGGUAACGGGGUCAGAGAAGGAGUGUGAGGCUCUCAAGAACAGGAUAAAUGAAAAACUGGGUCAAGAUAAAGAAAGACCCAAGAAACUAGGAAUAUUUAUCAACCCCAUAGGAGGAAAUCAGAACUCUCUAGAUAUAUACAGCAGAGUUGUUUCCCCAUUGUUCAAAGCUGCAAACAUCACAUGCGAUGUCCUAGUUUCUGAGCGUCCAAAACAUAUGAUUGAGUUGAUUGGCGGGUUUGAUACAGCUUGUGUUGACGGAUUGGUUGUCAUUGGUGGCGAUGGAACUCUGCUUGAGAUUUUAAACGUUCUGCUGACCAAGGUUCAGAAAGAGGCUGGAGUGGAUUACGACCAGCCGACCAGUAAACUAAAACCGCUGGAGGUUCCGAUUGGAGUGAUUCCAACAGGCACUGGAAAUGGUUUUGCUAACGGGUUGUAUGGCAAUAUCGAUAUCGUCACUGCUGUUCUUCACACCAUUAAAGGUAGGACAAAUUAUAACAACAUCCAGGGAAUAUACACAGGAGGGAAGAUGGCAUCCUUCAGUGCUGUCGUGAUUGGGUGCGGUUUGUUCUCGGACUUAAUCUAUCACACUGACAAACAGAGGUGGCUGAAAAGGGCAAGAUAUGUGGUUGUACCAAUUUAUCGGCUAUUUUUAAAAGGUCAGAGGGUAUUCAACGCAAAAGUUACCAUUUUCCCUAUAAAGCCGAGUUCAGACGGUCAAGGAAACACAGGCGGUGAUGAAUCAGGGUCAACAGAGGAGACAGAGGGAGAGAUUUGUGGAGUAGUCUCCUUUGGCGGUGAUCUACUGUACUGUGUAUCUGAAUCAAAAUUGGACUAUGUUGAAAUGACCCGGUACAGCAGGAAGAUUGACGGUUUCUGCCUUCUGAUAUACCGAGAGACGGGAAAAUUCUCAUUCAUGUCUCAUUUCUUCCAGUUAAUGUCCUUGUCACGGUCUGCAUUUGAGAGGGAUUUUUUGUCGCGGUACACAGUUCGAGGCUACAAAGUGAAACUUUUGGAUCGUAGAGAGUUUCAGGACCCAAACUCCGAUGAAGCACAAAUCGAGAAAAUCAUCGAUGUGGACGGUGAACUGAUAGAAAUUGUAGACGGAGAAUAUGAAGUUUGGAAUCACAUGAAGAUGGCAAAGUUCUAUACUUGUUAUUAAGAACUGAAGUUUAUAGUUUUGAAUCAUCAAUACCUCGAGUACCAGGAACAAACAAACCUCAGAUGUACGAUUUCGUGUAGACUUUAUAUUUAACAUGUAUUUCUGUGUAUGGUUUUAUGGAAAAUUAAUCAGAUAUUGUAUUUGUAUGAAACUAGUAGAAAAUUGUUGUUGUCUAGCAUUGUAUUAUACAGUAUUUAUAUCCCUAUUGUUUUUGCCUUUGAUAUAUUUUCGAAUGAUAGUGAGAGCCAUUUCCUAAUGAAUGCGUUGCAGUUGUGAACAAUGCGUGUAUGAAUCUUGAUGAAUGGAGUAUGUCUAUUCUAUUUUAAUGGCUGGGAAUUCCCUUUUCAGGAAUAGAUCACGCUGUUCUCUGUGUAUUAGACUCAUGUGUAUUAUACUAUUGCUUUCCAUCGUAAUUUGACGUAUAUUCUUAUAUAUGUAUUCUAUGACGUAUAAAACAUUGCAAUAUUAUACAAAUUUUGAUCUAUAAGCGAAACUCUUUAUUUUUAUUCGUUAAUCUUGAUAUUUAUAAGGGAUAUAUUGAUUUAAAUUCGAUAAUCUUGCUAUGUACAUUUAUAUGCAAAAAUCUUUAUUUAUAUUCCAUAAAUCUUGAUCAAUGCUUGAUAAAUCUUUAUGUUCAUUAUAUAUUCGAUAAAUCUUGAUUCAUAUUCAA
Messenger RNA from Ostrea edulis (European flat oyster), 2256 nucleotides. RefSeq names its product ceramide kinase-like. NCBI's taxonomy places the organism in Eukaryota, Metazoa, Mollusca, Bivalvia, Ostreida, Ostreidae. The transcript is spliced from 13 exons. Bases 201 to 1586 code for a protein of 461 amino acids. Gene Ontology annotation, molecular function: kinase activity. The record is from RefSeq and is a predicted model, not a curated record.